CAUGUGAUCAUCUUGAAGCAGAAGGAGGAAACGUUACAAUAGACUGGGCGUACCGGAUGUACGAGCCUAAAUGUGUAUACAAGGGUACCGUCAUACGAUUCGAAUGGGAAGGUGACCACAAUGUGGUUGUAUUGAAGAAUAGAAAAGAGUUUGACGAUUGUGAUGUUGGGGACGAUGUUGAUACAGACUACACACUUGUAGCAGAAUACACGCUUAACCAGGUGAAAACAUAUUACUUUGCGUGUGGUGUGAACGAUGCUUGUCAGAUAGGAGGACAGAAGAUAGAAAUUCAAGUAAUUGAACGCCCAGAUGGACCAAUCCCGAUGUAGCGAACGACUGUACCAGCCAUUAAAGACUUUGUAGAGUUAUAGAAUGUGAUCAAAUUCUUCACGUUCAAAUAAAAGAAGACACUAUCAAUUUAACUACAAUCCAUUUUAAUUUGGUUGUGUAUUACAAGUAAUAAAACCUAAAGAAUAAGCAAUCAAAAGACUUUCUAAAAAA
Molecule: messenger RNA, 501 nt
Organism: Owenia fusiformis
Lineage: Eukaryota; Metazoa; Annelida; Polychaeta; Sabellida; Oweniidae
Source: the annotation of a GenBank genome assembly